Molecule: messenger RNA, 549 nt
Organism: Ruditapes philippinarum (Manila clam)
Lineage: Eukaryota; Metazoa; Mollusca; Bivalvia; Venerida; Veneridae
Exons: 2
Coding region: 1-549 (182 amino acids)
Molecular function (GO): ammonia-lyase activity
Source: RefSeq, a predicted model, not a curated record
AUGGCUUCGGAAACGCCGCACCUGAAACAAUCACUUGACUGCAUUCGGGAGCUGAAAGCAGUGCCUGACGUCAUCAAUCUUGAUGGUCAUAAACUCACAGUUGCAGCUCUCAAACGUAUUGCCAGUGAUAGCAAAGUCAAAGUCAAACUGACAGAAAAUGCAGUGAACGAAAUUGAAAAGAACGCUAAAUUCUUACAGAAUUUAGCCGACAAUGAUAGCAGCGGAGCUGAUAUCGCAAUGGCGGCAUACAUGUCUGAGUUAGACCACGUUGUUAAUCCAAUGAGUAAUCACGUGGUAAGUGCUGAACUUCACAACCAAUCAGUGAACUCGUUAGCACUGAUAAGUUGCCGCCUCACUAAAGAAGCUUUGGAAAUUAUACAGAUGAUGCUUGCCAACCACUUAAACAUGCUUGUUCAGGCUGUUGACCUUCGAUACCUUCGCAAAUUGGCUUUGGAAAAAACUUCUAAAUUCAGUUCAAAAUAUAUUCAAAUUGCCGACUGCAUACAACCGAAAUGGUACGAAUUUAUGUUCACACCCAUGAGACGAUAA